UGACGGCGGUGUGUUUAACCCUUAGAUGGUCUCUAGCGAGCCGCUGCUGCUGCCGGUGUCACUGGAGGGCGAGUUCUCCACUAGCAUGAAGGAGAUGAUCGGCGGCUGCUGCGUGUGCUCCGACGAGAGGGGCUGGGCCGAGAACCCGCUCGUUUACUGCGACGGGCACGGCUGCAAUGUCGCAGUGCAUCAAGCUUGCUAUGGAAUUGUUCAAGUACCCACUGGACCUUGGUUCUGCAGAAAGUGUGAAUCUCAGGAAAGAGCGGCCAGAGUGGUAGGUGCUUUGUUAUAUGUUGCUACUUACAGUGAUGGUGUGGGCAUUGUCUGCUGAGGUACCUCAGUGGCA
This is a messenger RNA of Meleagris gallopavo (turkey), 346 nucleotides long. The record is from RefSeq and is a predicted model, not a curated record. Lineage: Eukaryota; Metazoa; Chordata; Aves; Galliformes; Phasianidae.